AUUGUGAAACUUGUCUUUUAGAGUCAUCCUUUCAAACCCCAAUCACGGUCGGUUGCCACCUGUAACAUACAGACCUCACAAUGGAAGAAGUGUCUUUGACGGAAACUGAAAGUCGCUAUUACGGUGAUUUGUUCUUGUGCUGUGAUGAAGAAAAAACGGGCAAAAUACCGAUGCUUAAAGCAUCGGAGUUGUUUCGUUCAGCAAAUCUUUCUAAUGAAAAAAUACUUGAGAUUAUAUCCCUAGCCGGUAUUCCAGAUACUGCCAUUCACGUUUCACGAGCGCAAUUCUACUCUUGCCUAAAAUUGAUUGCUGCUCAUCAAGCGUCAAUGCAAUUACGACAAGAAUUAAUAGCUGCUUCUGUUCAAUUGCCGUUACCUCGUUUUAGUUGGAACGACAACGGCAGCAAGUUGGAAGUUAGCAGCCACCAGCAGCACCAUCAUGCAAUUCCUCCUCCACCCGUUACAGACCGACGGAAUUCAUUGCAACGACGAACGGAUUGGACUGAUACCAAUCCAUUAGGAUCACGGCGGAACUCAUCCACGACCCACCCACAGAAAAGUGAAGCUUGUGCUGCAAGUUCGGAUUUACAAAGUACUGAUUCAGAAGUUGAACAGUGUGAAUCUAGUUGUGGCGGAGAGGAGGGUCAUCGUGGUGGUGGUUCCCCAGAAGCAUGGAGUACCAACAGCGACAGUCCUACUCCUACACCUACAAACACUGAACGGCCAUGGGCUAAGGAAACUUUGUGGCAAGGUUUACUAGGCGAUGAACAUCGUCAACUUUUGGGUACUGAAGAAGAGUCUUCAGAUCGACAUAGUAGUGAUGACGACGAUGAAGACGAUAAUGAGACGGAUUUGGAAGCGGUCUAUCAAAUAACACCGGAGCAACGUGAAUACUAUUUUAAUCAAUUUAAAUCAGUACAUCAUGAUACCAAGGGACUCUUGUCAGGACAAGCGGCACGUGUAUUUUUCGAGAAAUCUCGGAUUCCUGUUGAAGAGUUACGUCAUAUCUGGCAACUGUGCGAUGUUACACGGGACGGAGCUUUAAGUUUAGCAGAGUUUACAGCUGCGAUGCAUCUUGUUGUCCUACGUAGAAACAAUAUACCAUUGCCGGCAACAUUACCGCAGUGUCUACAUCCAACUGUCUUGCAGCGUACAACGCUGGCCAACCACAUGUUGACACAGGAACCGGCAGAGGCCGAUCUUUUGCACUUGGAUGAAGACGAGGAAGACAAUACUGAUAAUACCAUUGUAGGAAUGAACACUGGGAUGAGUUUAACAGGGAAUUCUGUAAAUAGUGUACGUAUCCUGAAUGAGAACGCAGUUAUGAACAUGAGUACUCUUUCUGCGUCUUCACAGGCGAGUGCAAGCUCACGACAAUAUGUUACUACAACUACAAAAAACCCGCAUUCCCUCUCUCCACCAACCAUACCACCGCCGCCACCUGUUAAAAAUCGAAGUAUUUCAAAUUCUCCAAAAAUGGAGCAGCCUACGACUUCACCUCCACUUAAUAUUUCAAGUUCGAAGCCAAUCUAUAGCACAAGUAAAGAUAGCUCAUUGUGGUCAACAACCGUAGGAAAUGAUGAACCUUUGCAGCUUGUUACGACUACAGACACACAGCCAAGUCAGUGGACCAAAUUUAAUGAAUCUCCCACAUCAAAUGUAUCUAGUCCCGGUCCGAAACCCGUUAAUUUUGAUAUGCAACGCACUGCACAGGCUGUUGUCUCAGAUCCACAAAUUUUGCAUCCAGUGCCAUUAAGAGUAACUCCAGUCGGUGGCGUCGUAACCACUAAUGCUGCCGUUGCCUCAGCAAUUGACAAACAUAAUCUUGAGUCAUCGGCGGACAGUGUUCAUACUUUGCGAGAAUCAAGUCCGAAAUCAUCAGCAUUUGCAUCGAGCAAUACUUCACAACAUCGUGAUUCGUUGCAGAACAGUGAUUUAAGAGCUAUACAACGUCCGCAAGCUAAAAAAAUACCGCCUAAAAAUAUUGGCGCUAUUCCACCCCCUCCUCAGCGAGAACCUGCAACGGUAGCUACAGUUGCAGCAUCGAACAUGACUGCCCAUGUUGCUGACAAUAGUUCCUCGUCGGGGGGAGCAAAUAUUUUGUCGACGUCAAUGCUAAUCAGCAAAAAAGAUCCACCGCCUCUACCACCACCACGUCCUCACAGGCACGGACGAAGCAGCAGUUUGGAUUUGAAUAAGUUUAAAAUCGGAACGCCAAGUGGACCCCAGCCAGAGAUUAUGGCACAAGCUAGUUUUGACCUGCAAACAUCUACAGGUUUCGCAGAUUUUGCACAAUUUCCCGAUGACAAUCUAACUGCAAAUGUUAACUCUGAUCCACAACAAAUGUAUUCCUUGCCACCACAACCGUCAACUACUGGUCGUGGUCUUCCACCAGCUGCCGUAUCUUUACCUCCAACAAGGUUUUCACUGCAAUCCAAUCAACGAGUGUCGGCUUUUGAAGUGUAUCGUAAGCCAAAUACGCCACGCAAUUCUCAAUCCCCAAAACCUAUGGCCGCUACCAACUCUGCGGCUGCGUCACAAAUGCCCCCUCCGAUACCACCACCAUUUGGGUCAGCUGGAGCCACAGCACUUACAACUCUUCCCAAUUCGGAUUUAUAUGAAAAAAGGGUAAAUGCAAUUAGUGAAACGCUUCGACAUGUAUCGUUCAAACAGGAAAGUAACAACAAUAUGACUGAUGUAUUGCGGCAUUUGCGCGAACAAAAUAAUCUUUUAUUGCGACUUUGUAAUGAUCUCAGCGACGAAUUACUUACCGUACAAACGCGCAAAGAAGAAAUGAGACUUCAACUGGAAGCUUCAACAUCGAUGGUAGCAUCAAACACAAACUUGGGUACACAAAUUGGCCUAUGUGUUCGUACAGGAUCUUCAAUAUCGGCACCUGUUACAGCUAAUGUUACCGGUGGCUCAGGAAGCUCGGGCGUCCAUUCUAAUGUUUAGGCAGCUUAAAUUGUUAUCUACAAAGAUACGAUGUUAUUACUUGCUAGAUUCGAUGUUGUUUGUUAAUGAAACUCGAUACAAUACAUAUUUUAAAA
Messenger RNA from Musca vetustissima, 3049 nucleotides. It is a transcript of the gene Reps, whose product is annotated as ralBP1-associated Eps domain-containing protein 1. Bases 81 to 2954 code for a protein of 957 amino acids. NCBI's taxonomy places the organism in Eukaryota, Metazoa, Arthropoda, Insecta, Diptera, Muscidae. Gene Ontology annotation, biological process: endocytosis; endosomal transport. The record is from RefSeq and is a predicted model, not a curated record. Gene Ontology annotation, molecular function: protein binding; calcium ion binding. Gene Ontology annotation, cellular component: plasma membrane; cytoplasm. The transcript is spliced from 10 exons.